This is a messenger RNA of Schistosoma turkestanicum, 2964 nucleotides long. The record is from the annotation of a GenBank genome assembly. NCBI's taxonomy places the organism in Eukaryota, Metazoa, Platyhelminthes, Trematoda, Strigeidida, Schistosomatidae.
GUCCCUUUUGAGCGGUAAAAAUUCGACGGUGAAGAUCCUUGCUUUUGGAAUCAGGUUUUUAAUAUCUGCCACUGUACCAACAACAGACGUCUUUUCUUUCAAUAAAUUACUUAUUGCCCAUAUAAACGUGCUAAUAUUCAUAUUUAAAUCAGCAAUUAAUGAUGUCAGGCCAGUCACAACGUGGGAAGGCAAAGUCUUUGCGAGCUCGCAAUCAGCGUAUGUCAAUACCACCAAUUAACUCUUCUCGUGUGGCGCAUGUACAGAAUUCUUCAGAUGACAACUUGGGCAUUUACGCCAAUAUUAGGCUCACGUAUAUUCUUGGACGUCAUGUUAUUGGUAACGUGGGAGAGAUCACAACUACUGAAGACGAUCGUGUUCUCGGAGUAAUAAAAGCUGUCUCUCCUUCUGCUGAUCUUGGUAUAACAUGUGCUCAAAUUGCUCAGAAAAAUGACAAAAGUAGCCGCAAAAACGUGCCUAACAAAAUUGUUCACUGGACAGAAAUUAAAAUGGUUCAGAUACCCAAUGUUUGGAAAUCAGACUGCUUAAUCGAUGAUAUAAAAACUGACAGCGAGAUUGCAAAAGACUGUUCUGUUAACAACCAUGUAUCAGACAAAGAACUGGUGCCAUAUUUCGCCUCGUCUGAUAAUGUUAAAGAUUGUCUACUCGAUCAGGGAAGUUUCACUGCAAUGGAAAUGUUUGAAACGAAUGAAAAAAUGUUUUCAGUUUUUUCCACAUACAAUGCCGAUCUCCGAGAGUAUACGACACCUGUUGACCGGUCCGCUCCAAAUUUCUCAGAAACCGAGGCGCGGUGUGCAAAGUUGGCACAAGAUAUCACAGAAAACUCUUCAGGGAUUGGUCUUAUGGAUAAUGAAGAUAUUGGAAUGGACAACGAAGAGGAACAAUUUAGUGCUGUUAAGCGCGUUGACACAGUCCCUAAUUCAACACGAAACGCUAAAAACAAUUCCCGGCCAAGUCUAACUCCCCAAACAGAAACUGCAGUCAAUUGCCUUGGCGAUCAACUUUCGCAAGUCUGUAUUCAGUCGAGUAAGCCCAGUCAUACUGAAGCUGUCCGUGUAAGUAUAUCUGUUGGAGAUGCAUUAAAAUCGGACGUUGGUCCACAAGUUAAUGGAAUAUCUAGAACUAACAAUCAAACUGAUAAGGAUAAGGUUAAACAAUGCCCUGAUCAGCCAAUUAAAGUGUCAACAUCUGCUUGUGUGUGCACAUCAGCAUCACUUUUAAAGACCAACGUCGUAGACGCACCUGUAUCAUCUGCUAGCAAACCAAUCAGUACUGAAGAACGUGUAAAAAAAUCGACACUAGAUCCCAAUGCCCCGGAAUUUCAACCGAUGUGUUUAUCCUAUACUUCACAUUCUGCUGUUAGCCUGCCUCACACUCUGCAAUCUAAUUUACCUACAUUGAAUAUGCAAAUUCCACACUAUGUAUCAACUGUUAAUGUUAUCUCUCAAUCUUCUCAAGUCCCCGCGCAAGCUACGCUUAUAGCUGCGAAUCAGCAUAUGUAUGCCCCUUUUUCCUAUGGCCACCAUACUCAUAUCCAACAACUUCUACCUACUCCUGUAUGUUCCAAUGGACCUGGAACAACCCCUCAUAACGUCCGGGGUAGUACUUUACCUCCGUCCGUCAAUCAGCAAAACUACAUCGCUCAUAGUAAUAAUAUGAUGCAUCAGCUGGGUCAGAAUGCUACACUAGGGCAGAUUAUUACGGCUCCUCAGGUGAAUACUGGUCAUAACUCCUCAAGUCGCCUUUCAGCUUGCCCUUCAUCAUCCGUCAACUUCACUCGCCAACGUUCCAAUGACUCCCCAUCUUCGGUAGCGCACUGUACAUCGUAUGCUAUUCAACAGCCUACUAUGUCCAUUCCCACUUUUCAGUCACAAGCAGUAUACCAGCUACCUCAACCAAAUGGUACGUUCCCAUUUUUAGUUUCCAGUCAUCCCCCAGUUGGGCUACAGUUUCUUCCUGGUCUGCCAGCUGCUGUUAGUUCCGGUUUGAUGAUGGGUAGUGUCCAUGUAUCUCAACCUAGUCAACAAAUAUGCCCGACUCAUACCAUUAUGCAGAUGCAACCUGCACACCUACAAGUCCCUGUCGGACAGCCUGAUCAGAUUACUCCGACAAGUACACUUCAGCAAACCUCCCAAUCUCAGCACAUCUUCUCCCAGCAUUUUCAAGAUCAUUCCCAUCCUAUCCAAAUUCCUUCAUAUGCAAAUCUGCCAGCUCCGUACCAACACAAUUUAAUGUUUGCUCCUCAGCAGGGUUCUCCUGGGUUUUACCCAGGAGCAUCUGCGAUGAUUGCGACACCGGGAGUUAAUCACAUUGCUUCUGGUUUAUCGCCCAUUGUUGGCCAACCCAAUCCCCAUUCACUAGGUGCGAGCGUAUCAAAUCAGUCAAACCAAUCCGACUCUGCUUUAAUCACAUCUCAGCAGUUACAGCAAACUCAUAUGAUGUCCCAACCAAAUUGUCAACCACAACAAUUGUUACAACAUUACCCAGCAAUCGCUCAAGCUCAACUGUUGCAAGCACAUCAACUUUCCGCUGCUCAACAUUUAGGCGGUCAGCAUCUUCCUAACAAUCACACAUACCACGCACUAAUGGCAGCAAUGGCCGCUGGUAGCGGAGUAGGAGCUACACAAGCUCAUUAGUUUGGUGUCUUAUGGUCCUGCUGUUGUGUGACAAGUUGAUUCGAAGAUGAAUUUUGACAUUCUGUAAACUACCCGAUGCCUUUCAUUUCGGACUCUAAUAUUUCAAGGUCUCUCAAGUAGUGCUUCAUCAAACUGAUCUCCAAAAUUAUGCAGGUGUAAUCUUGAGUCUUGGCACCUCUUCCUGUUUCUUCUAUUCGACUGCAGGGUGUUGACAGUGAAUCCUAAACUACUGUAGAUGAUUCUGCCCAAACACUGUAAAGAUCGCUUGUAUGCACAACGUUUAGUGAGAUAUAAAUUAUUGCUGAGCAAA